This is a messenger RNA of Symbiodinium pilosum, 458 nucleotides long. The record is from the annotation of a GenBank genome assembly. Lineage: Eukaryota; Dinophyceae; Suessiales; Symbiodiniaceae.
AUGGAAGAGCAACUAUGUCCGUCGCCUGCCAGGUAUGGUUUAAGCCUUGGCGUGGAUCUGGAGAGUGAGGACUGCCUGGAACUCGUGCAGGAGGCCUGGAAUGCACCGCUUCCAUCGAGCUGGACAGAGUACAUGGAUGAGUCAGGGCGCGCAUACUAUGUCAAAGAAGGAGCCAGCAGCUCGACAUGGGAACAUCCAGCAGAUCAGAUCUAUCGGAGCCUGAUCGCUCUGAUCCGGAAGGCUCGCGUGGAAGCCGUGCCUAGUCGGCAGGAAAUGGUGCGAGAGCACUUGCAUGAGCGGCAUGAGGCUGCGAAGGCCGACUUGACAGGCUGGAGCGGGCCCUACGUGUCUGAUCAGGGCGAAUACUACUACAACGACCGUUUGAAGGUCAGCGCCUGGAACAAUCCCAUUGCAGAGUGGGAAAGCGAAUUGGCAAUGCGCCAUGCUGUCCUAGAGAG